AUGGCGGCCUUCCUACCCCUGCUGGCUCUGCUCUUCCUGGGGGCCCAGGCCCAGCAUGGCUCCCAGUGGACCUACUCGGUGCAGAUCAGCCUGCCCCCCACCAUGCGCAUGACGGCCGCCAAUGGCACCGAGUACAUAGCCAAGCAGAUGCACUUUCACUGGGGCGGUGAGUCCUCAGAGAUCAGCGGCUCCGAGCACACCAUCGAUGGGAUCAGAUAUGUGGCCGAGGUUCAUAUCGUUCACUACAAUUCUAAAUACAAGAGCUAUGAUAUAGCCCAGAGCGCACCGGAUGGCUUAGCUGUGCUGGCAGCCCUCAUCAAGGUCGAGGAUUACGGUGAAAACACGUACUACAGCACCUUCAUUUCUCAGUUGAACAACAUCAGGUAUCCAGGACAGAGCACAGUUCUGAGUGACCUUGACAUUCGGGACAUGCUCCCUGAGAACGUGCAUCACUACUACAGCUACAAAGGGUCACUCACCACUCCUCCCUGUACUGAGAACGUCUACUGGUUUGUGCUGGCAAGUCCCAUCAUGUUCUCCAGGGCACAGGGUUGGAAGCUAGAGAAUUCCAUAUUGGAUCACCAGAACAAGACCCUCCACAAUAUCUACCGCAUGACCCAGCCCCUGAACAACAGAGUGGUGGAAACCAACUUCAUGAAUCUCCCCAACGAGUGUUCUGAGUUCCAGCUUUACCUAACCAAGUUUGACAAUAAGCUCGAAAACUUGAAGAGUCUUCCUGAAAACAAGAAAGCGAAGGAACACCACCAAGAGUAG
Molecule: messenger RNA, 774 nt
Organism: Puma concolor (puma)
Lineage: Eukaryota; Metazoa; Chordata; Mammalia; Carnivora; Felidae
Source: RefSeq, a predicted model, not a curated record